GGCUAUUUAUAUAAAAAUGCAGCGCACUACUACUGUUCUAGAAGAAUUCCAGACCUUCUGGAAUAGAAUGGAUCAGAUUUGGAAACCUUUCAAAUUGCGUUUCGGUUCGCACUCUCCGCAGAAGGAACGUCUGCCUUCGUCCGGAAUAAAUGUAUCAAAAGGGGAUUUCGGAGGUGACGGACAAAAAGGUUUAAAUAAGGAAGUUGAAGGAACAUCAUCCUACAUAUUAAGUCUAGAAAAUAACUCAGUCAAGCGUCAAAUUAAUGAGGAGAAGAAAAAUAUUGAUUUAUUGCAAUUAGAAAAUGAAAAAAUUAACGCUCAAGUUAUUCAAACCAAUGAGGAGUUUGUUCGUGUACAGCAAAAUAUCUUAAAUGCUAGUGAAAUUGAUGAACAAUUAAAAGUUUAUGUCGCUUCUACGAAAAACAAAUCUAUAUAUAUUCAAGAAAGCUUUCGAGAAAAAUUUAACAAAAUUUUGGAUGAGAAGACUGCAAUUGAGAGUUCUAUUAAUACAAAAGCUUUAUAUUUAGAAGGAUUGAGAAAAAAAAUUAAUGAUUUUAAGUCUCAAUGUGGUAGCACUGAUAAAAAAGACGAAAAUUUACUGCUUAAGUCAGAAUGUGUUGAUAAACGUGAAUAUUCAAUUAAACUAAAAAAACUUGUUGAAAAUCUUAAAAGAAAUUGUGAAACAAAUAUAGAGAUAUUACCAUUGACAACGGAAUUAGCGGAAAAGAAAGAAAAAAUAAUUGAGCUUAGUAACGAUAUUAAUACUACAACUGUUGAAAAAACUAAAAAGAUUAAUGAGGUGAAUGAGAAUUUGGUGGACAUUACAAACAGAAUUGAUUCCACAAAAGAACGUAUUGCAGCAAUUAAUUUAAAAUUAACCGAAAAUUCUGAAAUAAAAAAGGAACUUCAAAAAAAAUUAGAGAUAAACCAGCAAGCACUCUUGAAAAAUGAAAUUGAAAUAAACAAAUUAGAAGAUGAGAAAAUAGAAAAGGAGAAUAAAUUAUUUGAAUUAUCUGAACAACAUACAUCCAAAAUAAAUGUAUUGAAAUAUGACUUAUAUAUUUUAGAAAAUGAAGUAUGUACAUUAAAAGAGGAAAAUAACAACAAGGUUAAAGCAGUAAGUCUAAACAAUUUCUUUGCACAAUAUUUUGAGAAAAUGGCGGAAAAAAAUGUUCUAAAUGAUAAAAAAGUUGCUCUAGAAAAGAUUCAAUUACUGGAAACAGAAAUAAACACAGAAGAAACUAAUAUAAAAAACGCUGAAAUAGAAUUGGAGAAAAUAACCGAUAAUCCACUUUUGGUUGAUUUGACAAAGAAAAAAGACUUUUUAGAUGCUUGCAAAAUUUAUUUUUCUAAUCAAAUGGAAAACAUAAAAAAACAACACUCAGAAGUAAAACAUCGCGUUCAGGAAGCGACAGGAGAUGUCAAUCGAUUAACAAAAUCUAUUGAAGAAAAGAAAACUGAGAAAAAUCGGUAUAGAACACUCAAAAGAAAGCAUUCAAAAAAAGAUAAAAUAAAUUCUACAUUAGUAUCAGUUUCUUCCUCCACACAAGAUAUUGAAAAAGAUUUUAAUUUACCUACGAGUAUUCUCAAGAAAAAACCUCAAUUCACCACUCCAUUUUCACCAAAGAAAGUUCAGUUUGCUAACCUGUCAUCGACAGAAUCAAGUGGUUUAACUAGAACCAUAGAAGAGGUUACAGAUCUCGAUAAAGUGCUGGAGAAUUUUCGAAAAAUGCCAAAACAACAAUCUUCAAAACAGGAACUGAAUAAGAGAGUUUUUUUCGACUAGACAAAUGUAUAAAAUUUUAUAAAGGCCGCUGAGCGCUAUGGGAUUGAAUCAAAGAUAACCAGGAUUUUUUUUAUUAAAGCAUAAAACUACAACAUAUUUUGAGAUAGGUUUCAAGUUAAUAUCAUCUUUUAAGUGAAGCACUAACUUUUAUCAAGAAUACAUUUUUCUCAAAAAACAAUAAUUAAAAAGUGUUCCAUAUAAUGCAAACUUUAAGAGACUGUGUAUUCAUGAAUAUAUUAUCUCAUUAGGCAUGUUAAUUGCCGUAAUUAAGACAUAAAAGUAGUGUUCUCUUAAUAAGAAAUGAAUUUGAUUUUAGUUUUUAUAGUAAAAUUACGAAUUUCUUUAAAUAUUGUUACAAUGUUAGUGUUACUUUUAAUGUCAAACAAAAAUAAAUAGAAAAUUGUUUUACAUUGUUUAAUACUUUUAAUUUAAAAACCAAUUAAAGCAUAUUGAGUGAAAUCCUUGUAUAUCCAAAAUAGGAAAUUUUAAGGAAGACAGUUAAAACGGCUCUGUUAAAUUAUACAAAAUGGAAGUGUGUUUUACAUGCACGUAGCACCGCUCUCGAUACAGAACUGCCAUAUUUAGUCAUAUAAUGGCUUUCAAGAUAUUUACUAGAAUUAGGGUUGCCAUAUUUACGAAAGUGAAAAGCG
Messenger RNA from Psylliodes chrysocephalus, 2436 nucleotides. Lineage: Eukaryota; Metazoa; Arthropoda; Insecta; Coleoptera; Chrysomelidae. The record is from the annotation of a GenBank genome assembly.